Molecule: messenger RNA, 1796 nt
Organism: Tricharina praecox
Lineage: Eukaryota; Fungi; Ascomycota; Pezizomycetes; Pezizales; Pyronemataceae
Exons: 5
Coding region: 207-1481 (424 amino acids)
Biological process (GO): pyrimidine nucleotide-sugar transmembrane transport
Cellular component (GO): intracellular membrane-bounded organelle; Golgi membrane
Molecular function (GO): pyrimidine nucleotide-sugar transmembrane transporter activity
Source: RefSeq, a predicted model, not a curated record
AGGCAAGGUACAUGCGCUAACCGACUGACACACGACUACUACCUAUCUGCUACGAGAGCACCUGAGCUCCCCCAGUCCCAACCUCCCUCGCUCCCUCCUGCUUCGACAUCACCGAAAGAGAGGCGAAGAGAAAGGACCUCUUUAUUACUUUCUACCAAUUUCCACAUACACGUACGAGACUCGAGACUCGAGGAAACGCAGCAGCCAUGCCGCCAAAUCUUGUCAUUAUUGCCCUGGUUACUGGUAUGCUGGCGACCGGUGUCGCCAAUACCCUCUUGACCAAGUACCAGGACAUGCAAUGUGUCCGCGACUGCGACAACCCCGAUCCCGAGAAGCGCCAUGUCUUCGAGCAGCCGGUGAUGCAGACACUGCAGAUGUUUGUCGGCGAGAUGGGAUGCUGGUUAAUCGUCGGCUGCUUCUCGCUGCGAUCGCUGUACCGUCGGAAACGUCGCGAAAACGACGGGUACCAGCCGGUGGGUCCGUCCGAGGACGAAGAGGACAGUGCGCUCACCGCGAGCAUGAGCACGGCGCCAAAGGCUGUCUACGACGACGGGCGUAUUCCAAUCUCCGGGAUGAAGGUGUUCCUACUUGCGAUCCCGGCCUGCUGCGAUAUCGCCGGGACUACCCUGAUGAACGUCGGAUUGCUGUUCGUGGCGGCGAGUAUCUACCAGAUGACGCGUGGCGCCCUCGUGCUUUUUGUAGGGCUGUUCAGUGUGCUGUUCUUGAAGCGCGUGCUGUACCCGUUCCAGUGGUUCGCGCUGUUCGUGGUCGUCAUCGGUGUGGGUGUGGUGGGAAUGGCCGGCGCGAUAUUUAAGGACCCGGCGCCAGAGGACCGGAUCAAGGCGAACCAGGGCAAGGGAAUGGGGGAUCUGUCGCCGGCGGUGAGCACGGUCAUCGGGGUGCUCCUGAUCGCGUUCGCGCAGAUCUUCACGGCGACGCAGUUUGUGGUCGAGGAAUGGGUGCUCGAGAAGUACUCGCUCGAGCCGCUCAAGGUCGUCGGCUGGGAGGGAAUCUUUGGCUUCGUUGUCACCGUGCUCGGAAUGACGAUCCUCCACUUUACGGUCGGUGUUACGCCCGAGGGUCAGAAUGGCUACUUCGAUGCCGUCGAGGGCUGGAGGGAGAUCACGUCGUACCCCACUGUGGCUUUCUCGUCGCUCGCCAUCAUGGUCUCCAUCGGCGGCUUCAACUUCUUUGGUAUCUCGGUUACUAGGUCUAUCUCCGCUACCGCAAGGAGCAUCAUCGAUACCUGCCGCACGCUGUUCAUCUGGGUCGUGUCGUUGGCCCUGCACUGGGAGAGCUUCAAGUGGCUGCAGAUCUUGGGAUUCGCCCUCUUGGUCUACGGCACAUUCCUGUUCAAUGAACUGGUACAACCCCCGCUCCGCUGCUGCCUCGGAAACCGCAAGGCCGAGGACGAGGACGGCUCCGGCACCGACGAGGCGCGUGCAGGACUGCUGCCGGAAGGGCCCGUCGAGCACGUGUAGUACAGCGCAGCGUAAGGGCAGUAACUGUGGUGGUGGCGGUGGUGACGGUGGCAUGACUAUGAUGUGUGGGGUCGGAUUGAUCGGGGACUUUUGUGCUUCGCUUUGCUUUGCUUGCUUGGUUUAUUGCAUUAUUGCAUCCGUACGUCUGUUUAUUGUUUAUUGCAAAGCGCGUUUUAAAGCUAUCCUGUCCCGUGGGCUUGUUCUCCUUCGAGGGAGAGAUCGUGGACCAGUGAAGACGCCGGUGGGAUUGGGACUCAGGAGUUGGAUGCUUGAUACAUAUAUCCUGCGAGGAAGAUCGGAUGUGACUUGAUAGAA